Effrenium voratum is the source of this 584-nucleotide messenger RNA. The record is from the annotation of a GenBank genome assembly. NCBI's taxonomy places the organism in Eukaryota, Dinophyceae, Suessiales, Symbiodiniaceae.
GUUUUUGUUUUGUGUCGCAUGCCAACGGAUACCUCCGCUAUGGCGUGGGCAUGGCCGUCUUCCGGCCUCAGGUCCGCGGACCGUGGCUCCUCAGCCUGAUCAUCCUGGCAUUUGGCAGCACUUGUGACGAGGCAACGGAGACAUGUGCUGCGACGAGGCAAUCGUGCGGAGGCCGCAGCAUCGUCCUGGGGGCGGGGCUGGCGGGGCUUGUGGCUGCCCAGACCUUGCGCCGCGCCGGGUGCGAGGUGGUGGUGCUGGAGGCGCAGCCAGAGCUGGGCGGCCGCGCCAAGGCGCUGCCCACUGGGCCCUUCCGCGGCCUGCCCAAAGGGGCUCAGUGGAUCCAUGGCGGCGAGAGGAAUUUGCCAAUGAUGGCCCUGCUGCAUUUCUACAACCUGUCCUACACCCGAGUGGGCGGCAACACAGACUUCGAAGGUGAUGAUGAGCGCCAUCAUCUCAUCCACCAUGGCCUGAAUGCCUCCUUGAAAGCCGAGGCCUUCCGCCUCUUCGGCGCCGCCCACGCGCGCUUCGAGCGCGAGGCGCUGCGGCGUCUGGCGGGCGGCAUUUACUUUGACAAUGUCAAUUGA